Molecule: messenger RNA, 4879 nt
Organism: Oncorhynchus nerka (sockeye salmon)
Lineage: Eukaryota; Metazoa; Chordata; Actinopteri; Salmoniformes; Salmonidae
Product: RAC-beta serine/threonine-protein kinase-like
Exons: 14
Coding region: 402-1841 (479 amino acids)
Biological process (GO): protein phosphorylation
Cellular component (GO): cytoplasm; nucleus
Molecular function (GO): ATP binding; protein serine/threonine kinase activity
Source: RefSeq, a predicted model, not a curated record
CACGGACCCAGACACAGGGGGACAUCUGCUCGGGCUGACGCACAACGUGUCCCAACUACGUAUUUUUUUGUUUUGUUGUUGUUGCCUGUUUGGGAUUCCUUCUUGGAUGGCCUGUAACAAAGAUUGUAUCUGUACUGGGUUGAGUCUAUCAAAUAAACAAGAACAACGUGGGGCUAAGUGAGAAAACAGCGUAUAAAUACGCAUGUAUAUAUUUUUUACGGCUCAUACUAGUGCACCCACUUCGCAAACACACCACUGCAGCAAGCAGGCGAAACUCAGGUGGUGGGGCAAUGUUUACACUGACAUCCUCUUGACCAGUCCAACAGUUACCCAGGCCCCCCUCCCUUUGCCCCUCCCAUUCCCCACCUCUACCCCCUUCCACAACCUUUCCACCCUUCACUAUGAAUGAGGCCAGCGUAGUCAGGGAAGGAUGGCUCCACAAGAGAGGUGAGUACAUCAAGACUUGGAGGCCGCGCUACUUCAUCCUGAAGAGUGACGGCUCCUUCAUCGGCUACAAAGAGAAGCCUGAGCUGUCCGACCAGAGCUUGCCCCCUCUCAACAAUUUCUCAGUGGGAGAAUGCCAGCUGAUGAAAACGGAGCGGCCCAAGCCGAACACCUUCGUUAUCCGCUGCCUGCAGUGGACCACUGUCAUCGAGAGGACCUUCCACGUAGAAAGCAAUGCAGAGAGAGAGGGGUGGAUGCGUGCCAUCCAGGCGGUGGCCAAUGGGUUGAAGGUACGAGAGGAGGAGGAGCCCAUGGACCUGUUUGGUUCUCCCAGCGACAGCAGCAGCAUUGAGGAGAUGGAGGUGGCCAUGUCCAAGACCAACUCUAAAGUGACGAUGAGUGACUUUGACUACCUGAAGCUGCUGGGGAAGGGCACGUUUGGCAAGGUGAUCCUGGUCAAGGAGAAAGCCACGGGGAUGCACUACGCCAUGAAGAUCCUGCGCAAGGAGGUCAUCAUCGCUAAGGAUGAGGUAGCGCACACGGUUACGGAGAGCAGAGUGUUACAGAACACCCGGCAUCCCUUCCUCACGACACUGAAAUACGCUUUCCAGACUCAUGACCGAUUAUGUUUUGUGAUGGAAUACGCCAACGGAGGAGAGCUCUUCUUCCACCUGUCUCGGGAUCGUGUGUUCACGGAAGACCGGGCCCGUUUCUAUGGCGCUGAGAUCGUAUCUGCGUUGGAGUACCUCCACUCUCGUGACGUGGUAUACAGGGACCUGAAGCUGGAGAAUCUAAUGCUGGACAAUGACGGACAUGUUAAAAUCACAGACUUUGGGCUGUGUAAGGAGGGCAUCUCGGACGGUGCCACCAUGAAGACCUUCUGCGGUACCCCGGAGUACCUGGCGCCGGAGGUGCUGGAGGACAAUGACUACGGCCGGGCGGUGGACUGGUGGGGCCUGGGCGUGGUCAUGUACGAGAUGAUGUGCGGUCGGCUGCCCUUCUACAAUCAAGACCACGAGCGGCUUUUUGAGCUCAUCCUCAUGGAGGAGAUCCGAUUCCCCAAGAACCUGGCCCCAGAGGGCAGGGCCCUGCUCAGCGGCCUGCUCAAAAAGGAUCCCAAGCAAAGGUUAGGGGGAGGACCGGAUGAUGCCAAAGAAGUGAUGUCCCACAAGUUCUUCACCUCCAUCAACUGGCAGGACGUGGUAGAUAGAAAGCUGACUCCGCCCUUCAAGCCUCAGGUGACGUCAGAGACUGAUACACGUUACUUCGACGACGAGUUCACGGCACAGACCAUCACCGUCACGCCUCCAGACAAGUAUACCAACCUGGACUGUGGCAUCCCCAACCAGCCAGCACACUUCCCCCAGUUCUCUUACUCUGCCAGCAUACGAGAGUGACCCCGUCUUUACCAUACACACUGAAGAUAUGCAUAGCCGCAUCAGUUCACACUCUCAUCCACACACACACACACACACACACUUUCUUGUAAAAAAAAGACUGCAAGCUUGAGACUCCACAGGCCAAUGGAUCUCUGGUCACAGCGGGGAUUUAAGUGCCUAGUCUUGCAGCCAUCUUGUCUGCUCAAACCCCGUCUACACUACAGUCACGCACAACAGCAGGCUGUGAACUGCACAAGACCUCAGUCAAUACCUCAUGUCGUCAACAUCAGCAGCAGUAGCAUAUCAUCCAGGACACUACUGCUCCUCACUGGAAGGUCUAGUACAGGGCUGCCCAUCCCUCUUCCUGGAGAUCUACCGUCCUGUGGGUUUUCAGUUCAACCCUCUUCCUGGAGAGCUACCAUCCUGUGGGUUUUCAGUUCAACCCUCUUCCUGGAGAUCUUACCGUCCUGUGGGUUUUCAGUUCAACCCUCUUCCUUGAGAUCUACCGUCCUGUGGGUUUUCAGUCCAACCCUCUUCCUGGAGAUCUACCAUCCUGUGGGUUUUCAGUUCAACCCUAAUUUAAAACACCUGAUUCUACUAAUUAGCUGCUCAACAAGACCUUAACUAGCUGAAUCAGAACGGCUAAAUUAGGGUUGGACUGAACCUGCAGGACAGUAGAUCUCCAGGAAGAGGGUUGGGCAGCCCUGGUCUAGUACCUAUAGGUGAUCCUAUAGAACACUACUGCUCCUCACAGGGAGGACUAGGACCUAUAGGUGAUCCUAUAGGACACUACUGCUCCUCACAGGGAGGACUAGGACCUAUAGGGGGUCCUAUAGGACACUACUCCUCACAGGGAGAACUAGGACCUAUAGGGGGUCCUAUAGGACACUACUGCUCCUCACAGGGAGGACUAGGACCUAUAGGUGGUCCUAUAGGACACUACUGCUCCUCACAGGGAGGACUAGGACCUAUAGGUGGUCCUAUAGGACACUACUGCUCACAGGGAGGACUAGGACCUAUAGGUGGUCCUAUAGGACACUACUGCUCCUCACAGGGAGGACUAGGACCUAUAGGUGGUCCUAUAGGACACUACUGCUCUUCACAGGGAGAACUAGGACCUAUAGGUGGUCCUAUAGGACACUACUGGUCCUCACAGGGAGGACUAGGACCUAUAGGUGAUCCUGUGGGACACUACUUCUCCUCACAGGGAGGACUAGGACCUAUAGGUGGUCCUAUGGGACACUACUGCUCCUCACAGGGAGGACUAGGACCUAUAGGUGGUCCUAUAGGACACUACUGCUCCUCACAGGGAGGACUAGGACCUAUAGGUGGUCCUAUGGGACACUACUUCUCCUCACAGGGAGGACUAGGACCUAUAGGUGGUCCUAUAGGACACUACUGCUCCUCACAGGGAGGACUAGGACCUAUAGGUGGUCCUAUAGGACACUACUGCUCCUCACAGGGAGGACUAGGACCUAUAGGUGGUCCUAUAGGACACUACUGCUCCUCACAGGGAGGACUAGGACCUAUAGGUGGUCCUAUGGGACACUACUUCUCCUCACAGGGAGGACUAGGACCUAUAGGUGGUCCUAUAGGACACUACUGCUUCUCACAGGGAGGACUAGGACCUAUAGGUGGUCCUAUGGGACACUACUUCUCCUCACAGGGAGGACUAGGACCUAUAGGUGGUCCUAUAGGACACUACUGCUCCUCACAGGGAGGACUAGGACCUAUAGGUGGUCCUAUGGGACACUACUUCUCCUCUGAUUUGGAUGGAAUUGAGACACUGAUCUCUUACACUCAGUUUUCUUUCUUUCUUGUUCUCGCUCUCUCAUUUUCGUUCUGUGUCUGUCGCUCCCUCUUUUCCCCUCUCUGUACCCCCUCUCACGCUAACCCACUCACUCACACUGCUGGGUAGAAGAAAAAAAACACUGAAGUGAUUCUUGUUUUCACAAAUGAGAAAGAAAAGUUUUCUCUCACUCUCUCAUUGUUACAGUUUAUAAGGAGUCAUAUUUAUGUGAUUUAUCCAAGUGCUCUUUUCUGUAACUAGCUGUUACCAAUAGUGUUGAAGUGGUCCUACUGGAGGGGGGCAGGGCGGUCGUGGUAAACUAUGAAGCUGUUUCUCUGUCAAUGUGUUUGUGUGCUUGGAGAAAAGGUGGGACAACCAAAACUGAAUGUCUGCAUUUUGUGUUUGUAUGUGUGCGUAUGUCAGUGAAGUCGUGUGAGUGCUCAAAUGUAAGCGACCUUGACGUGCAUUGGUAUCAGUAGAAUAAUUGGCGACAUCACACAACAGAGUUUUUCCGACUCGGGGCUCAAAAACCUACUCUGUAUUUCCAAAUAGCGAUGCAGGAGGGAGUACUACUUUAACUGUAAAAUUCUGUGAAAUUAAUUAGUAUUGCGCUUUUUAUGACUGGGAUCGUUGUGAACAGAACACAAAGUUGCUACAGAGAAAAUGUAUGAAUGAAUUACAGUACAGGGUGUGUAGGUACGGAUUUGUAAACCCUGUUUUUAGUUCAGGACUUGUCUCAACACAUCUGGUCUUUGAUCGAGACGCACCAGGCAUGUGAUUUACAACGGUCGACUAGCACUUAGUUACUUAAGCAGACCUCUUUUUACUCGAAUUAUGAGAUUUGUAUGUUUUAUUCUUGUUAUUUUGUUGCUUCGUUUCCUUUUUCAAAUGUCAUAAACGUCUGCUAUACUAUCAAAAAUGUCCGCACAGGUGGUGUUGAGUGGAUCAGUGACGGGGCUCCGUUCUGGCCACAACAUCAGGUGUGUGUUGAAUGUAGUGAUCAUGCCUGCUCCUCUUCGUAUGCUGUCUGACUGCUGACAGUCACUGGUCAACGAGAUCCAGGUUUUGCUCUGUCCUGAUAGUCAUGUGAGCCUUGUGUCCAUUGUGUGCCGUUUGGAAAUUGUUUCUGAGACUAUUAUUGUUUUUUUUGUUUUUGUCUAGUUCUGUUGUUUUCCACCUCACUGUUUCCCUGACCCCUUUUGAAGACAUAGCUACUCAUUCAACAUUCAUAAAUGUUUAAUUCAAUGAAAUAUUAUUUCAAUUUAAA